CAAAAUUUUGUCGAGAAAGAUGAUUUCAGUAAAAUGACAGAUAUAUGUAACAGAAUUGAUGUUAGAGCGGAUAUUUGUUUUUCUAUUUUGGGAGGAUCUUUGAACUGAAGGAUAAUUACAUUAACAGAUUGCUGUACUUUGGAUUGCCGCAGGCCUACGUCGUCUGCUGACAUAUGUAGGAUGGGGGUAGUUUUUGUUGUUAUUUUUUUAUCGCCCAAGUAUUGCCAGCUCAUGAAGCUUGCUGUUGAUAGAAAUAUGCUCCGAUAACUUAUAAGGGCUUCAUAUUGUUCCAGAUGCCGGUCAUGCCUGCUGAGCAGAAUUUUUACAAUGGCUCCAUACAAGCUUCAACACAUUUGGAUGGCUGUGAACAAUGUAUUUAACUUUUCAUGGGUGCAAAAUGUACACUGGAUGAAUGAGAAGCCUACCCGCCAUAAACCAUACAGGCCAGCACCCAUAGAGCACAUUGCAAAUGUGGUAACACAUGGGGUAUGGGUGGUGCCCAGCAUCAUAGCAUGUUUUGCCCUUAUACAGCGAGCAACUAGCUGGCCACAGUACUGGUCUGCAGUGAUAUAUGGUUCUGCCCUUGUGCUUCUCUUCUCUGUAUCAACUUUCUUCCAUUCAGUCUUCUACUGUAGUCACAACAGACACCUGAAAGACAUGCUACACCGCGGUGAUCGUGCAAUGAUCUACGUAUUUAUUGCUGCAUCAUACUUCCCCUGGCUAAUGCUGACACCUUUGCCACCUGGAGGUUUAGCAGCAGAAUUACAUUGGAUAGUUUGGGUGCUUGCUUCUCUUGGAAUUCUGUAUCAACAGCUGUUCCACGAGCAGUAUAAAUGUCUUGAAACAUUUUUUUACCUUGUCAUGGGCAUUACUCCAUCAUUUGCAAUAAUAAACAAGAAGGAAGAUUUCAUGGGAUUGACAGAGCUGAAAAUUGGUGGAUUUGUUUACAUAUUUGGUGUAAUAUUCUUCAAGGCAGAUGGGAAAAUACCUUGUGCCCAUGCUAUUUGGCACAUGUUUGUUGUAAUGGCAGCAGGAAUUCACUAUUACGCCAUACUGAACUAUUUGUAUCCAACAAAUGAGAUUUAUACCUAGUUUUAUAAUUUAUUGUAAAAAAAGAGAUAUCAGUGAGAAGUAAAAGCUGUAAUUUACAGAUAA
Molecule: messenger RNA, 1155 nt
Organism: Schistocerca americana (American grasshopper)
Lineage: Eukaryota; Metazoa; Arthropoda; Insecta; Orthoptera; Acrididae
Product: monocyte to macrophage differentiation factor 2
Exons: 7
Coding region: 328-1092 (254 amino acids)
Cellular component (GO): membrane
Molecular function (GO): pore-forming activity
Source: RefSeq, a predicted model, not a curated record